CCCGGAAGCGGAAGGCUUGAACGCGUUGGGUGGGAACCUGUGAGACCACUAGCCAUGCGCGACUUGGAGGAGCCCGGCCCUCGACCCACAGCGACCUCGUGCGGGUGCAUGAAGCCGGCUCUGGAGACAGGGAAUCUUUUAACUGAGCCAAUUGGUUACUUGGAAUCCUGUUUCUCGGCCAAGAAUGGUACUCCAAGGCAGCCAUCCAUUUGUAGCCAUUCACGGGCUUGUUUGAGGAUUAGAAAAAGCAUCUUUAAUAAUCCUGAACAUUCCUUGAUGGGCUUAGAACAGUUUUCUCAUGUUUGGAUUUUGUUUGUUUUUCACAAAAAUGGUCAUUUGAGCUGUAAGGCAAAAGUGCAGCCUCCUAGGCUGAAUGGUAUGAAGACUGGCGUUUUCUCUACGAGGAGCCCACAUCGUCCCAAUGCGAUAGGACUGACCCUAGCCAAACUGGAAAAGGUAGAAGGUGGAGCCGUAUACCUUUCUGGAAUUGACAUGAUUCAUGGCACACCUGUACUAGACAUAAAGCCCUACAUAGCUGAUUAUGACUCGCCACAAAAUUUGAUUGAGCCUUUAGGGGACUUUAAUUUACAGAAUAACCAAUGUAAACCAAAAACCGUGUCCCAGUGUGAUGGCAAGACUGAUAGCUGUGACCAGCAACAGCUCUCAGGGUACGAGGAACCACAGCUCUACAGUUGCACUAAGGAGAAACCUAAAUGUCCUGAAGAUAGAACUUCAGGAGAAAACAACGCAAAACACGACAACUCAGCAAAAAUCCAGCAAAGCUCACCUGAGCCCAGGGAGAGAGCAGCAGAUUUGGGUGAAGAAUCAGAAAGUGGUCCGAGUCCUAGGGUAGCAGAAGAGCAAAGUGGCCCAUGUUGCCUGGAGAAGAGCUUUUCAGAGGAACAAGCAGACAGCAGGCUGAGGAGAGGGGAAGCAGCAGUGGUCCCACAAGGACACAGCACGGAGGUGCCGCCCGAGGCUCUUCCCUGCCCUUCCAGGGCGGCUGGUGCAGCCCACCGCAGUGCGGUCCCCGCCUGGGUGAGAGAGGCUCCCGUGGCCACCUUGGGAGUCCGUUUUACUCCUCACGCGGAGAUGGACCUUGAGCACCUCAGCUCAGGUGAACCAGGUAUUGGUCAGGCUUCAUUUAAAUAUUUUCAGUCAGCGGAGGAAGCAAGGUGUGCCAUCGAGGCUGUGCUGUCAGCCGACCCUCGGUCUGUUUAUCGACGGAAAGUCUGCCAGGAUCGUCUUUUCUACUUUACAGUAGACAUAGCACAUGUCACGUGCUGGUUUGGUGAUGGUUUUGCAGAGGUCUUAAGGAUCAAGCCGGCUUCUGACCUGUUCAGAUGAGUGACCUGUGGAGUCCUUGGUGUCUCUGGGAUCGUGAGUAGCCUCCAUCGAGUCUUUAAGACAGCCUAAUUGACUUCAGUAUGGCUGUUGGAUUUUCUGUACAAGCUAAUGAUGUGCCUUCUUUGCAGAAAGACGCAACACUUUGUGAUCUCACUGCUUUGAUUGAUUUGGGUUGUUCAGAAUAUUUAUUUGAAAAACAUGUGUUUUAAUAAACUAAGAGAUACAGAAUUUGGAGAAAUCGCCAUAGCAUGAUCGUUUUUGAUCAGUUAAUACUGAAGAAUCCAAAGGUGAUGCUUUAUCAGUGUUUUCUGAAAGAAGUCAAUUCUUCUUGGCACUUGAUAAAACUGGGCAGAAGCUGGGGGGAUGUGUUGAACAAUUCAUGUUGAUUUUUUUGUCUGAAAAAGCCUGACCUCUCUGUUUUAUUCUAAAUCAAACUGAGUUAUGAUAUCUUAAGAAACUAACAAAUCAAAACCAAGUAGUUAUAAAGACCUUUAGAGAUUAAACCCCUGUGUUUCAGAGACUUUGCCACACACACACGCACACACGCACACACAUGUAUGUGUAAUAUUUAAUCCUGAUUCCAAAGUUAGAGACUCUAAGAUUUCUUUGGAUGCCUUUGUGUCAGAAAAGAAAGUCACUCUGAGAAGUCCAAGAAAAUAACUUAAUUACUGGUUUAUUUCUUAUUUAUUCUAUGACUGUUUACUGAGAACUAUUGUGAGUUAGGUUUUGGUGAUAGAAUGAGAUGAACAGGAUGCAAUUCUUGUUGUAGGUCAUAGUUGUGGAGGAAGAAGACACAAACACAUUGUUGUAUUACAGUUAGAUAGAGUAAUUAAGUCCGUACAUGAUUCCUGUAUAAGCACCACACGGGAAGCAGUUUUAAGAAUGUAUUGGGCUUCCCUGGUGGCGCAGUGGUUGAGAAUCUGCCUGCCAAUGCAGGGCACACGGGUUCGAGCCCUGGUCUGGGAAGAUCCCACAUGCCGCGGAGCGACUGGGCCCGUGAGCCACAACUACUGAGCCUGCGCGACUGGAGCCUGUGCUCCGCAACAAGAGAGGCCGCGAUAGUGAGAGACCCGCGCACCGCGAUGAAGAGAGUGGCCCCCGCUUGCCACAACUAGAGAAAGCCCUUGCACAGAAACGAAGACCCAACACAGCCAAUAAAUAAAUAAAUAAAUAAAUAAAUA
Balaenoptera ricei (Rice's whale) is the source of this 2528-nucleotide messenger RNA. It is a transcript of the gene TRMO, whose product is annotated as tRNA methyltransferase O. Bases 55 to 1347 code for a protein of 430 amino acids. The transcript has 5 exons. Lineage: Eukaryota; Metazoa; Chordata; Mammalia; Artiodactyla; Balaenopteridae. The record is from RefSeq and is a predicted model, not a curated record.